This is a messenger RNA of Theileria annulata, 1326 nucleotides long. Its product is annotated as schizont protein e. The transcript is spliced from 10 exons. Bases 1 to 1326 code for a protein of 441 amino acids. Lineage: Eukaryota; Apicomplexa; Aconoidasida; Piroplasmida; Theileriidae. The record is from RefSeq and is a predicted model, not a curated record.
AUGCCUCUAAUUAGAGCGAGGGAGAAGGCCAUUAAUCGUGGCGUAAAACACGAGGCCGUUGUUCGUAGAAUAGGAAGGCGUGUUCAUAAAAGGUUCAGAUCAUGGUCCCAGCAAAGGACCAGGAAGUUCUGGAUGCCUGCAAAGGUGUCGUUACAUAGUCCUCUUGACCUAAUGGAUGGGUGGUUAUUAUCUGCAGCUGUGCAAAAGGCUGCAACUCUUAGGAAACAUGACCUAAAGCUUUGGCAUGGAUUCGGUAAUAGACUUUUGGAACUUUCCCACACUCUCACCGGUCAACAAUUAGGCUACGUUUAUUACGGAUUUGGUAAAAGUAGAUUUUUAAAGCCGAGCUUGUAUGAGGAAAUGAUGAAGUUUACUGAACCAAUGCUGCCAACCUUGAAUAGCCAUAGUCUAAUGUGUAUUGCAUGGGCACUUGCCAGAGUCCAAAUAAGAAAUGAACAGUUUCUCUCAAGGUAUUCGCUUGAAGUUGGAACAAGAUUAGAUGAAAUCAGGACUACAGAUUUAAUUAAGAUUUGUAAUUCACUGUCAAAACUGGUAAAUCCACUCAAUACUCUAUUGGCAAUAUUAUCUGAUGGAUAUACUAAUUAUUUGAAGGAGAAGUUAUCUGAAAAGAUGGUUGAAAAGCUGGAAUGUUUGUAUGCACAGGACUUUAGAAACGCAGUUAACCUUUUGUCCAUUAUUCAUUUGUAUGAUGAGAGGACACAAAUUUACCUUUUGAGUCGAUUUUCCAAGAUAUUUAUCUGUGCCAGGCCUCAGCAUUUGCAACAGGCUUAUUGUUCAGCCGUUGCAAUAAGGGUUCUUUUACAGAAAGUUUGGGCACAAUUAGAUAAAUCAGUCAAAGCCUUUUAUACACGUCUUAGUAUGAGGAAAAUACAGCAAUGUUUGAGAAGGCCUUCUGAGUUACAAUGGGACGUCUCUAACAUUCUGGCAAAGAUGGGAAUUCAUCAUAGAAACACAUUUUACUGGGGAUGCUUUUGGAUAGAUAUUGGUGAAAUCAAGGACAAAUCAAACUGUUGGUUCAUAGACGGACCAUCUUGCUUUUACACUUCUACUACAACAUAUACAAAUAAAGUCAAAUUACAACAUAGGAUAUUAAAUAAUCUUGGAUGGAAUAUAAGAAGAGUACAAUGGUACAAAUGGGUGGAUUAUAUGAAUGAUACAGAGGAUAAAAUUAACUAUAUAAGAAAAUUGAGAGAAUCUGAAUGUUUGGGUGAAUUUAUACACGAAGAUCAACUUGACCCUCUAGAAAUUAAGCAAAAACUUGAUAAAAUUAAACAAUAUGUUAAUCCCAAUCCAACUCAAACUUAA